This is a messenger RNA of Dichomitus squalens LYAD-421 SS1, 900 nucleotides long. RefSeq lists its product as uncharacterized. The transcript is spliced from 6 exons. NCBI's taxonomy places the organism in Eukaryota, Fungi, Basidiomycota, Agaricomycetes, Polyporales, Polyporaceae. The record is from RefSeq and is a predicted model, not a curated record. Bases 39 to 740 code for a protein of 233 amino acids.
ACCAACUCAGCCUCCACCACGCUUGGACAGAGGCCUCUAUGUCGUCUAAGCUCGAGCCGGCCGCGGGCACGCUGAAGCGCAAGCUUGCUCUUGAUGGAGGACGAGAGCUCGAGCUAGAGAACGUGGAUCCUAAUAAUGUCGAGGCGGAUGUGGUGGAAGCGAUGAAGCGGAGGAUCAUCGAGCUCGAGGACGAGCUCGCCGCACAACCUCCUCCUGCGAAACGCGCUCGCAAGUCCGCGGUGGCCGAGGCAGCUCCCCAGGCUAGCGGCAGCGGCAACAACGCGCCGACCAAAAAAGACGAGAAGAAACACAAGGCCCAUAUCAAGAAGAUAUUCGACCAUCUCAAGAAGGAAUGCAGGAGCGAGAAGGUCAAGUUCCAAGGCACGCCCAAGAGCAUCCGCAUCGAGGAAAUCAUGGAGUACGCGGACUUUGAGGCGAUCUUCAAGGGCAAGGGCGUCCUCAUCCAGCCCACUCCGGACAACAAGCCGAAGAGCACCGUGACCAUCAUCGAAUUCCGCUCGAAGGACCAGCUGAAAGAGCUCUUCGGCGACCAGAUCGAGACGCUCAAAGGCUUCAACUGGAGCCGCGGCGGAUUCCCCCACUUUGAAAAGUCCUAUAAGCUCGGCCAGUGCAACGUCGAGGUGACGCACCUCGAAGUCAGCUACUCCAAGAACGGGAUGAAGUGCGCCCUUAAGUUCGAGGUCCAGGAGGAGGGCGGCGGACGCUGCGGCUAUUGGUGAUUGGGUUCGACCAUCUCCGUUAUAUGCGAUACCUUUGUUGUGCUCCGUCUCUUCACCCCAUACUUCCCCUCUACGUUAAUUCUUCUUCUAGACACGUGCUACUACUUACUCGUAUUCAGUAUGUAAUAUAGCAUAUGAGCUGCGUUACUUUCCCGUUAUU